Rasamsonia emersonii CBS 393.64 is the source of this 1194-nucleotide messenger RNA. RefSeq names its product Alcohol dehydrogenase. The transcript is spliced from 2 exons. NCBI's taxonomy places the organism in Eukaryota, Fungi, Ascomycota, Eurotiomycetes, Eurotiales, Trichocomaceae. Gene Ontology annotation, molecular function: zinc ion binding; L-iditol 2-dehydrogenase (NAD+) activity. The record is from RefSeq and is a predicted model, not a curated record. The coding region runs from base 1 to 1194 and encodes 397 amino acids. Gene Ontology annotation, biological process: D-sorbitol catabolic process.
AUGUCGGCAGCAUCAAUAUCCUCCAUGCAGAACCCCUCCCUCUUCCUCUACGGACCAGGCCAGGCAAAAUACGAGGAACGACCAAUUCCUCAAAUCGAAGAGCCGGACGAUGUCAUCGUUCGGGUUGCGUAUACGGGUGUUUGUGGAGUGAUGUAUGUACACCUCCAGCUCCAGCUUGCGCAUUCUGAUGUCCACUUCUGGCUCCACGGCGGCAUGAAGCGACACGUCUCGCCCGACCGCCCCCUCGUCAUGGGCCACGAAGCCUCUGGAAUCGUGCACGAGGUUGGCCCCAACGUCACGGGCCUCUCGCCGGGCGACCACGUCGCUCUCGAACCGGGAUACCCCUGUCGUCGCUGCCCCCGCUGCAAGGCUGGCCGGUACAACCUCUGUCCCGAGAUGCGCUUCGCGGGCGAUCCGCCUGUCGGCCAUGGCACGCUGACCAAGUUCUUCAAGCUGCCCGCUGACUACGUCUAUAAGAUUCCUGCUGAUGGUGGACUGGGUCUCGACGAGGCUGUUCUGAUCGAGCCGUUGGCUGUUGCUGUCCAUACGGCGCGGCAGGUCGGUGUGACACCCGGCGACCAGGUCGUCGUCUUUGGCGCGGGGACAAUCGGGCUGCUCUGUGCGGCAGUGGCGAGAGAAUUCGGAGCUAGCAAGAUCGUCGCAGUCGAUAUCAACGAGGAGAAGUUGCGGUUCGCAGAGAAGUUUCUGGGCGGCAGCAGCAGCAGCAGCAGUCUGGGCACAUACAAGCCCGACGCGAGCCUCUCGUCCGAGGAAAACGCGCAGCGGAUUGUCGAGUUGCACGACCUAGGCGCAGACACGGCUUCCCCUUCCCCUACAGAGGAAGGCCUCCAAGGCGCGGACAUCGUCAUCGACGCGACAGGCGCCGAACCCUGCAUCCAGACGGGCAUCUAUGUCCUCCGCACAGGGGGCACAUUCAUCCAGACAGGGCUAGGCAAACACAUCGUCGAGUUCCCCAUCACGACGGUCGCGAACCGCGAACUGACGGUGAAAGGCUGCUUCCGGUACGGACCGGGCGAUUACAAGCUGGCUAUUGCGUUGGCGUGCGAAGGGAAGAUCCCGCCGCUGAAGACGCUGAUCACCAAGGUUCUGCCCUUUGAGAAGGCGACGGAGGCGUGGGAGACGACGAGACGGGGGGAGGGGAUCAAGACGUUGAUUCGGGGGGUGCAGGAUUAG